This is a messenger RNA of Setaria italica (foxtail millet), 3658 nucleotides long. Its product is annotated as disease resistance protein RGA2. The record is from RefSeq and is a predicted model, not a curated record. NCBI's taxonomy places the organism in Eukaryota, Viridiplantae, Streptophyta, Magnoliopsida, Poales, Poaceae. Gene Ontology annotation, molecular function: ADP binding. The transcript is spliced from 4 exons. Gene Ontology annotation, biological process: defense response to other organism. Bases 308 to 3454 code for a protein of 1048 amino acids.
AACAUUAUUCUCGUGUCUUGACUACUGGCAGUUGAUAACUACAGAAAGGAAGCGUCGCAACUCACAAGCUAACAGAUGCACUGAAUUUCUCUCAUCCCUGCCCAUCAAGAGGAGAAAAGGAGGCUGCAUCUGGAUCUGGAAAUGGCACGAACAAACGCAACAGAUCCCUGAGCUCCAGUGUCAGGAGCAAGAAGCCUAGAUUGUUUGCAGAAGAGCAAUACAGCAACUCGAAGACCAAAAGGCUAGGGCUGUACUAAAGCACCUAUUUACCCAGGAACUUCUGGCACAAGAGAGGUAUAAAAAAGAAAUGACUGGUGUGGAAGCUGCUGCCAUAUCUGCUGUAGUAUCUGGAAUAUUGAAGAUUGUGGGCAACAAGUUAGCUCCACCAGUAAUAAAAAAGUACAGCUCUAUAGUUGGUGUGGAGAAAGAUCUCCAGGAGCUCCAGGAUCGAGUUGUGGAGAUAAACUCUUGGUUGGAAAGGGCAGAAUGUCAAGCCAUGGAGACUGAUGCAUCAUUUAACUGGCUCAAACAGUUGAAAGAUUUUGCUUACGCUGUUGAUGAUGUUGUUGAUGAGUUCCAGAUGAGGGCUGAGAAACAUGACGCUUCUGCUGCUGGUGAUAUGUGCCUACAACCAAAAUCAUUUAUUUUUCACUGCAAGGCGGCUAAGAAGAUCAAGGCGAUUAAUAGGAGAUUUGCUGCAAUUGUGAAGCAAAGAACUGACUCAAGUGUAAUAGCAAAUAGCUUACCACCAAUUGGUCAUCCUGCUUAUAUGAAUGAGAUUCCUGCGAACAGCCCAUCAUUGCCCGUCGUGGAUGUGGCAUCAGUACUCGGAAGAGACCAAGAAAAGAACCAAAUAAUAUCUAAACUCAUAAAGACUAAUGACCAACAGAGAAUCAGGAUUUUUUCCAUCAUCGGGCUUGGAGGCUCGGGGAAAACUACAUUGGCUAAACUAGUUUUCAAUGAUGGUAACAUUAUAGAGAAGCAUUAUGAAGUUAGACUAUGGGUUCAUGUUUCGCAAGAAUUUGAUGUCAAUAAUCUCAUCAAGAAACUGUUUGAAGCUAUAGCCAAUAGAGAUCCUGGACAGCAUGCCUUGCCGUAUAUGAGCAACAAAAUCUUAGACAAGUUGACUGGAAAGAGGUUUCUCGUUGUAUUGGAUGACGUUUGGACAGAGAGCCGGAUUAAGUGGAAAGAGCUCAUGGUAUAUCUGAACAAUGGUGCCUCUGGAAGCGGGAUUUUACUCACUACUCGCAGUAGACAAGUCGCAGUAACAGUUGAAUCCACAUACCAAUUUGACUUGCCACUCUUGUCUCCAGGUGACAGCUGGCAGCUGUUCCAACAAUGUUUAGUAAUACCUAGGAAAGGUUGGGAUUUUGAAUUUGAACAGAUUGGAAAAGAGAUUGUGAAAAAAUGUGCUGGAGUGCCGCUAGCAAUUAAAGUUCUUGCAGGUGCUCUACGUGGCAGGGAACGGAUAGAAGAGUGGCAGGCCAUGAGAGACAACAAUUUGUUAGAUGUUAAGGGUGAAGAUCAUAGUGUGUCAGUAUUUGCAUGCCUGAGGUUGAGCUAUUUCCAUUUGCCAUCUCAUCUGAAGCAGUGCUUCACAAUAUGUUCAAUGUUCCCUAAAGGUCACAAGAUUGAUAAAGAACAAUUGAUUGACAUAUGGAUUGCUCAUGAUAUGAUCAUUCCGAUGGAUGGUGUUCACUGCUUGGAGUAUAUUGGCCACAGAUACUUUGGUUCUCUUUUGCAAGUAUUUUUUUUACAAGAUGUGAAUGAAUAUAAUGGAAGAGUGACAUGCAGGAUGCAUGAUUUGGUUCAUGAUCUUGCUCAGUCAGUCACGGACAUUUUUGUGCCAAAGGAGGAAACCAGUUCAACAAAGAGCUACAGAUACUUCUCUUUAACUGGACAUGAAAUAAAAUUUCCAUCCAAAAAUCGUUUCGAAAAAGCACGUGCUAUAUAUGUUGAUAAUGGUGGCGAUACAACAUUUGGCAACACAUUGAAGAGUGCAAGACACUUGCGCAGUAUCACCAUGGAGCGUUUGUAUGCAGCAAUCGUGCCCACUGUCAUAUUUCAAGUGAAAAAUCUGAAAUAUCUAGGGAUUUCAAGACUAAGAUGUGAAGUACUCCCUGAUGCCAUUUCAAAUAUUUGGAGCCUACAAGCUCUCCAUGUAACAUUUAGCGAUCUUCUCAAGCUGCCUAAAUCCAUUGGUAAGCUGCAGAAGUUAAGAACACUUAACCUGUCACAGUGUGUAAAGCUGAUGUGUUUACCAGAUUCUAUUGGUGAUUGUCAAAUGAUUUCAGUCAUAAAUCUUUGCAACUGCAAGGAGAUUACAGUUUUGCCAAACUCUAUAAUCAGGAAUACAAACCUCAGAGUCUUGAGACUAGGUUAUACCAAAAUUGAGAGGCUGCCAUCAAGUAUCACAACACUGAGAAAUCUGGAGUGUUUGGACCUUCAAGAAUGCCAUGGACUUGUAGAGUUGCCUGAAGGCAUCGGCAACUUGCAUAAGCUUCAAAUUUUGGACCUAGAUGGAUGCAAUGGACUGGGUAGCAUGCCAGUAGGGAUUGGAAAGCUCAGACGACUACAAAAGUUGGGUUUAUUUGCUGUGGGAGAUGGCGAAACAUCUGCAAAAAUUUCAGAGAUUGGUAAUAUUAUUAGGAUCAGCGGGAAACUAUCUAUUAGAGGUGUUGCACAUGUUAUGAGCCCCGCUGAUGCACACAGUGCAUGGUUGAAGCAAAAGAUGAACUUACAAAUGCUUACGUUAAAUUGGAGGUGUAAUGACUUCCAUUCCAAAUGUGGGAGGUGUCAUGAUGACUCAAUGAACACAGACAAUGAGUUGGCUAUAUUGGAUGGCCUGGAACCACCAUCUGGGAUUCGAGUUCUAAGAAUCAUCGGGUAUGCGGGUUGUCAGUACAUGAGGUGGAUGCAGAAGCAAGUUGGAAUCAGGAGCGUGCAAGCGCUUUCACAUUUUCCACGUUUGACCGAGGUGACACUAUCAGAUUUACCAAAACUGAAGCAGCUGGAGGGUCUUGUUGAGUUGCCUUGCUUAGAGGAACUUGAGCUGCGAAGAAUGCCUGCUCUUGAGAGCAUAAGUGGAGGUCCAUUUCCUUCACUGAUGGAGUUGAAGAUGAAUGAUCUGCCUAGUUUAGGAGAAUUAUGGAUGUUCGUUUCUGGUGGGGAGGAAACAGAAUGUGGCAGCAACUACAGUUGCCAUCACGUGGGACAAGUUGCAAUUGGUAAUCGUCUAUCAUAUAUAUGUAUAGAGAAAUGUCCUAAACUGAUGGUGAAGCCACACUUCCCCUCUUCACUGGAUUACUUAGAGUUGGAUUGGAGCAAUGGCCAACUGCUACAAUUGGUAGGCCAAGACCAUGGGAGUAUCCCACCCUCCUUUAGUCUGAGGACCUUUACAGCGCCGCAUACUACUCGUAAGAGAAUACUGGUAUGCAUCAGAACAACCCGUUGAUCUGAUAAGGUAGUUUUGAUGCUGACUCGAGCACAAAGAGUUUACAAAAGUGUAUUUACCCAUUUGUGACGAGAAGUUGGAUUUUUACCACUUUCAAUAGGUGCCUUGUUGUAAAUUUGGCUUCGUAAGAUUACCACUUGUAUCCUAGACACAUUGUUUUUCAUGCAAUUUUCUCUGAUUUAUUUAUUUUUUAAUUCCUUCUUC